AUGUGCAGAAGUAGCAGAGCCGGGAGAGCUCCCGGUCACUCACUGCUCCGGCUCCCACCGCAGCUCCCGCACCUCCCGCACCUCCCGCACACAGCAGCAGCAGCAGCCGCCGCCACCACCAUGCCGGUGACCGAGAAGGACCUGGCGGAGGACGCCCCCUGGAAGAAGAUCCAGCAGAACACCUUCACCCGCUGGUGCAACGAGCACCUGAAGUGCGUCAACAAGAGGAUCGGCAACCUGCAGACCGACCUGAGCGACGGGCUGCGACUGAUCGCCCUGCUGGAGGUGCUGAGCCAGAAGAGGAUGUACCGCAAGUACCACCAGAGACCUACCUUCAGCCAGAUGCAGCUGGAGAACGUGUCGGUGGCCCUGGAGUUCCUGGAGAAGGAGAACAUCAAGCUGGUGUCCAUAGACAGCAAAGCCAUCGUGGAUGGGAACUUGAAGCUGAUCCUUGGUCUUAUCUGGACCCUUAUUCUACACUAUUCCAUCUCUAUGCCAAUGUGGGAAGAGGAGGGUGACGAAGAGAUCAAAAAGCAGACCCCAAAACAGAGACUUCUGGGCUGGAUUCAGAACAAGAUCCCCUAUUUGCCCAUUACCAAUUUCAAUCAGAACUGGCAAGAUGGCAAAGCCCUCGGUGCCUUGGUAGACAGCUGUGCUCCAGGUUUGUGUCCUGACUGGGAGACAUGGGACCCCAGUAAGCCGGUCGAUAAUGCCCGUGAGGCCAUGCAGCAAGCAGAUGAUUGGCUUGGAGUCCCUCAGGUAAUAGCCCCAGAAGAGAUUAUCCACCCAAAUGUGGAUGAACACUCCGUUAUGACCUACUUGUCACAGUUCCCAAAAGCCAAGCUUAAACCUGGAGCCCCAUUAAAGCCCAAGUUGAACCCUAAAAAAGCGAGAGCCUACGGUCGAGGUGUGGAACCUACAGGAAAUAUGGUGAAAAGACCGGCACCGUUUACCGUCGAGACAAUCAGUGCCGGGCAAGGGGAGGUUUUGGUUUAUGUGGAAGACCCUGAAGGAAUAAGAGAAGAGGCCAAGGUCACAGCCAACAAUGACAAAAACAAGACCUUCUCUGUGGAGUAUGUGCCUAAAGUGACCGGCGUCCAUAAGGUGACUGUGCUCUUUGCCGGUCAGCACAUUUCAAAGAGCCCAUUUGAAGUGAACGUUGAGAAAGCUCAAGGAGACGCCAGUAAAGUGACAGCUAAGGGGCCAGGCUUGGAGGCAACUGGUAAUAUUGCCAAUAAACUGACUUAUUUCGACAUUUACACAGCAGGUGCUGGAGUUGGAGACAUUGGUGUUGAAGUGAUAGAUCCUCAGGGGCGGAACAAUACCGUCGACAUUGUACUUGAAGAUAAAGGAAACUGUGUAUACCGCUGUACCUAUAAGCCUAUGAAAGCUGGGCCUCACAGUGUUAAUGUCAACUUUGGUGAGGAAGCUACACCCAGAUCUCCUUAUCUGGUUAACAUUGGUGAAGCCUGUAACCCAAACGCUUGUCGAGCCAGCGGACGUGGCUUGCAGCCCAAAGGCGUCCGGAUUAGAGAAACUGCUGAUUUUAAGGUCGACACCAGGACUGCAGGAAGCGGUGACCUCCAUGUCUCUGUGAAAGGGCCAAAGGGUCUGGAUGAGCUUGUGAAACAGUUGGAGGAGGUGGAUGGAGUGCAUAUGUUUGAAUAUUACCCCCUGCACCCUGGCAAACAUGUGGUCACCAUCACUUGGGGUGGACUCCACAUCCCUAAAAGCCCAUUUGAAGUUCAAGUUGGUCCUGAAGCUGGCCCCCAGAAAGUGCGAGCAUGGGGCCCUGGGCUCUAUGGAGGCAUGGUAGGAAAGUCUGCAGAUUUUGUGGUGGAGUCUAUUGGCACUGAAGUUGGAACUUUAGGUUUCGCUAUUGAAGGCCCUUCUCAGGCAAAGAUAGAAUGUGAUGAUCAGAGUGAUGGAUCUUGUGAUGUCAAGUACUGGCCAAAGGAACCCGGUGAAUAUGCUGUUCACAUCAUGUGUGACGAUGAAGACAUCAAGAAUAGUCCAUACAUGGCUUACAUCCAGCCUGCAUCUGGAGAUUGUAAUCCAGAUAAGGUUAAAGCGUAUGGUCCCGGACUAGAGAAGACUGGAUGCAUAGUCAAUAAUGCAGCAGAAUUUUAUGUCGAUCCAAGAGAUGCCGGGACGGCACCUUUAAAAAUCUUUGCCCAGGACGUUGAAGGCAAUCCUGUGGAUAUCAACACAAAGUCUAAACCAGAUGGGACCUAUGUCUGCUCCUACAAUCCUAAUAAGCCCAUUAAACAUACUAUCGCCGUCACAUGGGGCGGUGUUGGCGUCCCCCACAGUCCGUUCAGGGUGAAUAUUGGUCAAGGUAGUCACCCACAAAAUGUGAAAGUUUUUGGCCCAGGUGUGGAGAAGACUGGUCUGAAGGCAAAUGAACCAACACACUUUACGGUGGACUGUACGGAGGCUGGAGAGGGUGACGUAAGCGUCGGAAUCAAAUGCGAUGCCCGUGUGAUCAGUGAUGAAGAAGAGGACAUUGAUUUUGAUAUCAUCCCCAACGCCAAUGACACCUUUACUGUCAAGUACAUGCCCCCUGGCGCUGGGCGGUACACCAUUAAGGUUCUGUUUGCUGGAGAGGAAAUCCCAUUCAGCCCAUUCAGAAUCAAAGUUGAGCCCUCACACGAUGCCAGCAAAGUGAAGGCUGAAGGUCCUGGGCUGAAUAAAUCUGGUGUUGAAAAUGGAAAACCCACGCACUUCACCGUCUUUACCAAAGGAGCUGGAAAAGCCCCUGUUGAUGUCAAGUUCAGUGGACCCUCCGCAGGAGACGCCGUGAAAGACUUUGAAGUGAUCGAUAACUGUGAUUACUCCCACACCGUCCGAUACACUCCAGUCCAACAGGGCAAGAUGAAAAUAGAUGUACAUUAUGGAGGAGACCCUAUUCCUAAAAGCCCAUUCUCUGUUGGGGUUGCUGCUCCUCUGGACCUGAGUAAGAUAAAGAUCAAUGGACUAGACAGUAGGGUGGAAGUUGGUAAGGACCAGGAAUUUAACGUGGACACUAAGGGUGCUGGUGGCCAAGGUAAAGUGGAUGUGAAAAUUACGAGUGCCAGCAAGAAACAUGUCCCUUGUUUGGUGGAGCCUGUUACCGGCAAGGAAUGCAGCUCUGUAAAGUAUAUCCCCAAGGAAGAAGGUGUGUACAAUGUGGAGGUAAACUACGAUGGAAACCCAGUACCUGGAAGUCCAUACAGUGUGGAAGCCACCUUACCUCCUGAUCCCACAAAGGUGAAAGCGUAUGGACCAGGCUUGAAAGGAGGCCUUGUUGGAAAACCAGCUGAAUUUACAAUUGAUACUAAAGGAGCAGGGACUGGAGGUCUGGGCUUAACUGUUGAAGGACCUUGUGAAGCCAAAAUUGAAUGUUCUGAUAAUUGUGAUGGUACCUGCUCAGUUUCAUAUCUGCCAACGACACCUGGAGAAUACUUUGUGAACAUUCUCUUUGAGGAGACUCAUAUCCCAGGGUCUCCAUUCCAGGCCGACAUCGAAAUGCCCUUUGAUCAUACUAAAGUAAUUGCAACUGGUCCUGGGUUAGACCACGGUAAAGUAGGGGAGGCUGGCUUGAUUCACGUGGACUGUUCACAAGCAGGUCCCGGAGUACUCACGAUGGAAGCAGUGUCUGAUUCUGGCUCCAAAGCUGAGGUCUACAUUCAGGAUAACAGCGAUGAAACCCAUAGCAUCACCUACGUUCCAAUGUUUGCUGGCAUGUAUACAUUGUCCAUGAAGUAUGGAGGAGAACAAGUGCCAAAGUUUCCAGCUAGGGUUAAGAUUGACCCAUCAGUGGAUACCAGUAAAAUCAAAGUGUUUGGACCUGGAGUGGAAGGAGAGGGCAUAUUUAGAGAAGCUACAACCAAUUUUACUGUGGAUGCCCGAUCUCUGACUCGAACCGGGGGGAAUCACAUCAAGACCAAGAUCUCAAAUCCAUCUGGAGCCUCCACAGAUUGCGAGGUCACAGAUAAGGGUGAUGGGACUUAUGAGGUGGAGUACACGCCUUUUGAAAAAGGUGUCCACGCGGUGAAGGUAACCUAUGACGAUGAACCUGUCCCUAAAAGUCCAUUUAAAGUUGGCGUGACGGAAGGAUGUUUCCCUUCACGUGUAAAGGCCGAGGGUCCGGGGCUCCAGGAGGCUCUCGCUAACAAACCAAAUGCCUUUUCUGUUAUCACACGAGGCGCUGGAAUUGGUGGUCUCGGAAUAACAGUCGAGGGUCCCUCAGAAUCCAAAAUGUCUUGUAAGGACAAUAAGGAUGGAAGCUGCAGUGUAGAAUAUAUUCCUUAUGCUCCUGGAGACUACGACGUUAAUAUCACCUAUGACGGGGAACAUAUUCCAGGUAGUCCAUUCAAGGUUCCUGUAAAAGAUAUCGUAGACCCCAGCAAAGUGAAAGUAUCUGGCAUCGGACUUGGAAAUGCUGUACGGGCUAAAAUUCCACAGCAGUUUACAGUAGACGCCAGCAAAGCUGGAAUUGCCCCUCUUAGUGUUGAAGUAACUGGACCAAGAGUUGAUGAGCCAGACUCCUUAAUGAAACGGAGCCCCCUGAGAGCCCUCUCAGAUUUCUUUAAAGGUGAUUUCAAGCAAGAUGCAAACGAGCCAGGGGUUGUUGAGCCGGUGGAGAUAACAGAUAAUGGAGAUGGGACACACACUGUGGCCUAUACGCCAAGUGUCGAAGGGCCCUACACUGUUUCUGUCCAGUAUGCAGAUGAAGAGAUUCCUCGUAGUCCUUUCAAAGUUAAAGUUCUUCCUACGUAUGAUCCCAGCAAAGUGACGGCCAGCGGCCCGGGUCUGAGCUCCCAGGGGGUUCCUGCCAGUCUUCCCGUUGACUUUGCUGUUAAUGCUAAGGAUGCCGGAUUAGGAGACCUCUCUGUUCAGAUCACUGACCAGGAAGGUAAACCAAAGAAGGCUCAAAUCCUGGACAACAAGGAUGGAACCUAUGCCGUAUCCUACGUUCCUGAUAAAACUGGACGCUAUAAGGUUGCUGUAAAAUACGGUGGCGAUGACAUACCAUAUUCUCCGUACAGAAUUAAGGCAGUGCCCUCAGGAGAUGCCAGCAAGUGUACAGCUACAGGGCCUGGAAUCCAACCAGCUGUGAAGACCGGUGAAGAGGUUGGUUUUGUGGUUGAUGCCACCACUGCUGGAAAAGGAAAGGUGACUUGUAGCAUACUAGAUCCAGAUGGUCUAGAAUCCGAAGCCAAUGUCAUCGAGAAUGAGGAUGGAACCUAUGACAUCUUUUACACCACUGCCAAAACCGGGCCCUAUGUUAUUCACGUCCGCUUUGGUGGAGUGGACAUCCCCAACAGCCCCUUCACAGUUAUGGCUACAGAUGAAGUCCCAGUAGUGGCUCAGCAGCAGAGUGUUAGUGCCUGUCCCCCAGGCUAUGAACCCUUGGUGUCAGAAUCUGCUUAUGCCCCGGUUGGUUCUAUGAAUGGUAUGGGAUUCAAGCCUUUCGAUCUGAUUAUCCCAUUUGCCAUAAGGACUGGAGAGAUAACUGGUGAAGUCAUCAUGCCCUCGGGGAAGACUGCCCCUGCAGAUAUUGUCGAUAACAAGGAUGGCACCGUGUCUGUUCGUUAUGUACCGACAGAGACCGGACUUCAUGAACUACACAUCAAGUGUAAUGGAGUCCAUAUUCCAGAGAGCCCAUUACAGUUUUAUGUUAACUAUCCCAACACCGGAAGUGUUUCCGCAUAUGGACCUGGUCUUAGCUAUGGUGUUGCAAACAAGACAGCCACAUUCACCAUUGUUACUGAAGAUGCAGGGGAAGGUGGCCUUGAUCUGGCCAUUGAAGGCCCCUCUAAAGCCGAAAUUAGCUGCAUUGACAACAAGGAUGGGACAUGCAGUGUCACCUACCUGCCGACCUUACCUGGCGACUACAGCAUCCUGGUCAAAUACAACGAUACUCACAUUGCAGGAAGCCCAUUUAUCGCUAAAAUCACCGAUGACAGCAGGAGACGUUCCCAAGUCAAACUGGGGUCCACGGCCGAUUUCUUACUGGAUAUCAGCGAGACCGAUCUGAGCCUGCUGACGGCCAGCAUUAAGGCUCCAUCUGGUCACGAUGAGCCAUGUAUCCUGAAGAGGCUUCCCAAUAACCAUAUUGGUAUCUCUUUCAUCCCAAGAGAAGUAGGAGAACAUUUGGUUAGCAUCAAGAAAAAUGGUCGCCAUGUUCCCAACAGUCCUAUAUCCAUCAUGGUAUACCAGUCUGAGAUAGGAGAUGCCAGCAAGGUGAAGGUCUAUGGACCAGGGUUAACGACUGGACGUACAUAUGAGAUGUCAGAUUUUGUGGUGGACACGAGAGAAGCUGGUUAUGGUGGACUCUCAUUAGCGGUCGAAGGACCCAGCAAAGUUGAUAUUCAAACUGAAGAUUUGGAUGAUGGUACCUGCCAGGUGUCUUACUGUCCAACCGAGCCAGGAAUUUACAUUGUAUCCAUCAAAUUUGCAGAUGAGCAUGUCCCAGGAAGCCCCUACACCGCCAAAGUAACUGGAGAAGGAAGGGUGAAGGAGAGCAUUACACGGCGGAGAAAGGCUCCUUCUGUUGCUACAGUGGGGGGCAUUUGUGAGCUUAAUUUAAAAAUUCCAGAAAUCAACAUGCAUGAACUGUCUGCUGAAGUCACCAGCCCCUCGGGAAGGACCGAUGAGGCCGAAAUAGUUGACCUUGGCCACCAUACCUGUUGCGUGCGCUUUGUUCCUCAAGAGAUGGGAGUGCACACCGUGAGCGUCAGAUACAGAGGGGAGCACGUGCCGGGAAGUCCUUUCCAGUUUACUGUGGGGCCACUGGGAGAAGGAGGAGCUGAGAAAGUCAAGGCUGGAGGCCCUGGCCUGGAGAGAGGAGAAGCUGGUAUUCCAGCUGAAUUCAACAUUUGGACACGGGAAGCAGGUGCCGGGGGACUUUCCAUUGCUGUCGAAGGGCCAAGCAAAGCAGAGAUUUCCUUUGAGGACCGGAAGGAUGGAUCCUGUGGGGUUUCAUACGUUGUUCAAGAGCCUGGUGACUACGAAGUGAUCAUCAAGUUCAACGAUGAGCAUAUCCCGCAAAGCCCAUUCAUGGUUCCGAUCAUCGCCCCCUCCGAUGACGCCCGCCGGCUUACUGUCUCUAGUCUUCAGGAGUCUGGUCUGAAGGCCAAUCAGCCGGUGUCAUUUGCCAUCAGAAUGAAUGGUGCGAAGGGCAAGAUUGAUGCCAAGGUGCACAGUCCUUCGGGAGCCGUGGAGGAAUGCCAUGUUUCUGAGCUGGAACCAGAUAAGUAUGCAGUGCGUUUCAUUCCCCGGGAAAAUGGCAUACACACUAUUGAUGUCAAAUUUAAUGGAAGCCACGUGCCUGGCAGCCCCUUCAAGGUGCGAGUGGGAGAACCAGGACAGGAGGGUGACCCAGCUCUUGUGACGGCGUAUGGCGCUGGACUGGACAGAGGUGUUACAGGUAAAUUAUCUGAAUUCACAAUCAACACUACUAAAGCAGGACCCGGGGCCCUUUCCGUCACCAUCGAAGGUCCUUCAAAGGUGACCAUGGAAUGUAAGGAGUGUCCUGAAGGAUACAGAGUGCUCUAUACUCCAAUGGCCCCAGGGAAUUACACGAUCGGAGUGAAAUAUGGAGGCCCCAAUCACAUCCUCGGCAGUCCAUUCAAAGCUAAAGUAACAGGUCAGCGACUAGUCAGUGUUGGCGGUGUCAGUGAGACGUCAUCGAUAAUCGUGCAGUCCGUCACUCGCGCCUCCACAGAGACCGUAUACAGUGCGCUGCCUAGGUUUGCUUCAGACGCCAGUAAAGUCACAUCCAAAGGAGCAGGUCUAUCGAAAGCAUACUUGGGCCAGAAGAGCAGCUUCAAUGUAGACUGCAGUAAAGCAGGUUCUAAUAUGCUAUUAGUUGGUGUACAUGGGCCCACAAUACCUUGUGAGGAGGUCUCAGUAAAACAUCUUGGAAGUAAGCAAUAUAACGUCUUCUACCACGUCAAGGAGAAAGGAGAUUACACUCUGGUUGUAAAGUGGGGAGAGGAACACAUCCCUGGCAGCCCCUUCCAUGUCUCCGUCCCAUAAUGUAGAGAACCUCCCAAAUCAGGAUUCAGCAAGGAGAAGAGAUCGUCGUCAUUUGAUCGCGCGGAGCUGACAUCUGCAGAUUGUAUGAAGUGGAAAGACUUCCAGUGUAAUUUUAUAUGUGACUUUUUUUAUACUAGGGAAUUGGAAAAUUUGUAUGUGUGUUUUAGGUGUCCAUUUGGUAAUUUAAUAGCAAAUCUCUACUGCUGGAAGGGCUUAUUAUUUAUACUUGUCGAUAUUGUGUAACUCCUCCGAUGCCAAGUAGAAUAACCUGUUCCUGGUAAAUUGAAUGAAUCAUUUUAAGAAGGGGACCAAUGACAUUUGUCUAAGGAUCAAUAUGAAAUAAAACUGGAAUUAUUUCCUGACUAUUCGAUAUGUAAUGGAACUACUGAUUGCCCCAGCUUGUAUUCCUCAGCCUAACGUUCGGUCGAGGAAAGUAGUGAGAAGUCUGGUACUUUCUAUAUUAGCGCCUGUUGCCCACUGUUCAGUCAUUGGGAUGAGCAGUAAAAAGUUUAUUUAAAAAAAAAAAAUUAUUUCACAAUACCAUUGAAGUGAUAGGAGUUUCUGAGUGACACUAAAUUAUAGUCCGGAUUAAUCUCGGCCCUUAACAUUUUAGAGGAAUGUGCAUUUUUGCUUUUUUUUUUGGACUAAAACCACCAAUUUACUAUUGUCUUUUUCUGAAAUGAAAAAAUAAAUAAAUCAGCACUUAAAGGGGUUGGCCUAUCUCAGGCAUUGAUGACAUAUCGCUAGUAUGUGCCAUCCGGGUCAGAUAGGUGCUGGUCCCGCUCCUUUCUCCAGAGCAGGGCCUCCAAAGUGAAGAAGAUAACUCCGCGCCUGUGUGAAGUGCCCUCUUUUCACUUCUAUGGGAGUUCUGAAACUCCCAUAGUGUUGAAUGGACAAUGCACUGUGCAUGCUCAGCUAUUUUUGGAACUAGCCUUGAAGGGAAAAUGGCCACGCUUGCACGGAGUGCUCCCCUUAACUUUAGAGGAUCCUUUCUGGAGAUACAGUAGAAGCCAGUCAAUGUCUGAGAUGGGCCAUCCCCUUUAAAUGACUGUUACUAAGGCCUAAGUGCAGAUCAACAUAUUAGGGCUCUGUAUAACCUCCUAUGGGUACAGUAUUAUGGCUGAGUACAAUUAAAAGUCUAUGGGACCAUACUAUACUUCCCAUACGUGGCAUGCUCCAUUGGAUGCCAUAUUGCAGAAAUAUCCGGAGUGAUAGUUCCACCUGUGACGGAAUGAUAAUACAUUUUUAAUACAUGACGAUUCUGUUGCAGAUUUGCCACAGAUUUCACCCUAUACAUUGGAAAGGGGAAAAUCUGCAGAUUUAAAAUGUGCACCACAAGUCCAUUUCUGCGGCAGAUAUUUCCAGAAGCAUCUGGAUGAGAUUUAAAAAAAUAAAAUAAAAAUCUCAUCUGCUUUGCUGCUAAAAUAAUACAGUUUGGCUUGUCUACCUUCAAAUCCAGGUGUAAAAUCGUCAUUGCAUCACCACAAGUGUGAACAUACCCUUAAAAAAAAUUUUCUGAGAUUUUAAUACUGAUGACCUAUCCUCUGGAUCUGAUCGUUGGGGGUCCGACACUUGGCAGCCCCGCCGAUCAGCUGUUUGAGAAGGCACCGGGGCUCCUGUGAGCGCCGCGGCCUUCUCCGUGCUUAGCAAGCACAGCGACGUAUAUUGUAUAGCAGCUGUGCUUGGUAUCGCUGCUCAGCCCCAUUAGGCCACGUAAAUAAUGAACGUGACAUCACUGGCCUAGAAAAGCAGAGAGAAGGCCAUGGCGCUCACAGGAGCACCUAGGGUUGUUGCGGGUAUCGAAAUAUUGAUACCCAAUCGAUACUUUUGUCCCGGUA
Messenger RNA from Bufo bufo (common toad), 9863 nucleotides. RefSeq names its product filamin B (gene FLNB). Gene Ontology annotation, biological process: actin cytoskeleton organization. The transcript has 47 exons. The record is from RefSeq and is a predicted model, not a curated record. Bases 1 to 8025 code for a protein of 2674 amino acids. Lineage: Eukaryota; Metazoa; Chordata; Amphibia; Anura; Bufonidae. Gene Ontology annotation, molecular function: actin filament binding.